AGCCGAUUCCAGCUAGAAAUAGAAUAGAUAAAAAUCUCAUUUACACUGUACAAUAUUUUGAGAUUUGAGAGCUGAAAAAAAGAAGCAUUCUGUUCAAAAUCCGUACUUUCCUCAACUCCACAGGUAAGGGAACAAAAAAAAAAAGAUGUCAUCUUUGGGAACUUCGAAGGGAAUUCUGGAGAUUGCGAAGUUCGGGGUUUAUGUGACCAUUCCCAUUGUUCUUAUGUACACUUUCGCUAACAACACCAAGAAUCUCCAGAAGUUCAUGGGAAACCGAUCUUAUGUUGUGUAUCCCCCAGAGGCCGAAAGGCCUCCAUCACCAGAAGAAUUAAGGGAGAUGGCUCGUGAGCUGGCUCGUAAGAAUAACAUCCGUUGAUGUUCUUUAGGGGUGUAAGUGAUCCUUGUAGGUUUUUGGUGGUAUUUAGUACUGCUUUUGAAAUAUCAAGUUGUAUGUAAUAUGCAGAAAUAAACAUCAUGGGACUCAAUACUCAAAAUAAUCUUUUUUGUAUGAAUAAUGUUUCUUUAAACCCCAUUUAUCCUUAUUUAUUUUUUAAAAGCU
Molecule: messenger RNA, 559 nt
Organism: Quercus lobata
Lineage: Eukaryota; Viridiplantae; Streptophyta; Magnoliopsida; Fagales; Fagaceae
Product: sporulation-specific protein
Exons: 3
Coding region: 146-376 (76 amino acids)
Biological process (GO): mitochondrial respiratory chain complex IV assembly
Cellular component (GO): mitochondrion
Source: RefSeq, a predicted model, not a curated record